This is a messenger RNA of Aspergillus homomorphus CBS 101889, 580 nucleotides long. RefSeq lists its product as uncharacterized. The record is from RefSeq and is a predicted model, not a curated record. Bases 167 to 502 code for a protein of 111 amino acids. Lineage: Eukaryota; Fungi; Ascomycota; Eurotiomycetes; Eurotiales; Aspergillaceae. The transcript is spliced from 2 exons.
CCGACAUUCCGACUGACUGACUGACUGCCUCCCCGCCCGAGUCCCGUGGUCGGUCCUAUUGUAUCGUUCUUGUACUCUCAGCACCCCCCUUUCCAUCCAUGGCCUCGAAGGACAUUAUCUCUCCAUUUUGCCGACCUUCCAGCCCACAAUUACCACAAUCUUCAGCAUGUCGAGCAAGUUUCCCUCCCAGCAGCGCAAGAAGAACGCCCGAUCCAUUGCCUCUGAGGACCCCUGGAAAGUCGACACCCCAUUCGGCUCGCCGCGCAUCUCGCACUUCCCCAGCAGCAAGAUCAGACGCAUUCGCAACACCUUGCAGAAACUGUCUCCCUCCGCUCGGGCCGAGAAAGAACUCCUCAAGCAAAAGAAUCGAUACAAGAUCCCCCUGACUGAGCGCAACGUCGACGCCUUCGUCACCGAACAACUGUUCACCGAUGCCUGCCAUCCAGGCCAACAUACCCCAGAGCUGCAGAUCUCGGCUUGGCUUGAUAGACUGUCAUACUGAGAGUGAUGGUCAGUUGGUCUGUCUGUAUACUACUGCACCGCAACGCAGUACAAGACCUACGGGACAUUGUUCUCCCCU